Messenger RNA from Lolium perenne, 896 nucleotides. Its product is annotated as basic blue protein. Gene Ontology annotation, cellular component: plasma membrane. The record is from RefSeq and is a predicted model, not a curated record. Gene Ontology annotation, molecular function: electron transfer activity. Lineage: Eukaryota; Viridiplantae; Streptophyta; Magnoliopsida; Poales; Poaceae.
UUCGGUCUCUUGCUCGAUCUUUUAAUUCCGAUCAUUGCUAGUUUCCAGUCGAUCGACCAUGGCAGCUACCAGAGCUCUCCUUCUUGCUGUCGUGUCCAUGGCUGCGCUGCUCGGUACGGCGCUAGGCGCAAGCUACACCGUCGGCGCGCCAAGCGGGUCAUGGGACCUCAAAACCAACUACACCCGGUGGGCUUCCGGCGUAAAGCUUUACGCCGGCGACCAGCUCCGCUUCCAGUACACCGUCGCGGAGCACAACGUGGUGGAGGUCACCAAGUCGGGCUACGAUGCCUGCAACGGCUCCAACAACACCGUGGCGACGUACCAGAUCGGCAACGACACAAUCCCACUCACCGCUGCGGGCAGCCGGUACUUUAUCUGCGGUGUCCCCGGGCACUGCGCCGCCGGCAUGAAGCUACAGGUGAACGUGAGCUCGCAGCUGACGCCGCCACCACCACCGCCGCCGCCGCAGCAGCAAUGCCGAAUGCGAAAGGGCAAGUUGCGGUGCAACCGGCCAGCAUCUCCGUCGAGCUCUGCCUCGGCGGCGGCUGCCGUUGAUCGGUCUGCGGUGGCGUGGCAAAGAUUGGCAGCCGUCGUGGUUGCAGGUCUUGUGCUCCUUUGCUAGCGUCAGCGACGGCAGUUUGUACUUCACGAUAUUCUUGCCUUCUCAUUUUUUUUAUUCUAUUUCACCAUUUGGUUGAGGCGUCGUUGAUGUUUGCCGAUGUUCAUGUAUAAUAACAUCAACUGCACAAUUCUUUAUACCAAAUGUGAUUCGUUCAUUGUACUAUGAUUGAUUUUGUUAAUCGUGAAUAUCAGAGAAAUCUCUUUUUCCACUAGUGAGAGAUGUGUUGAUCAAUUAGCAUUCUAUUCCUUUCUUCCCAUAAUUAUAAAUUAUAUUA